AGAAGACGAAAAGCAAAUCGGGCAUGUUCUCAUUGUCAAAAAGCACAUUUAACUUGCGACGAUUCGCGACCUUGUGAACGUUGUGUGAAAAAGGGCCUAGCAGACACUUGUACGGAUGGUGCGAGAAAGAAGGCCAAAUAUUUACUCGAUGAUGAUGAAUUGCUAGAGCUAAAAAAGGAAAAACAACGAAAAGCAUAUUCUAUCUUAUCGAGCAUGCUCAACGGCAUUGAUCCGACUUGGCUAAGUGGUAGCCCAGAAAAUCAAGCAGGACCUUCUAAUGAAACGCCGGAUAAUGAACGUGUGAAGCAUAUUUAUGGUGACAAAACAAGGCCUUUCCCGUACACGGAAGGUUAUCACUUUUUGAUCAAAUAUGCUACAGCCAAUUUGGAGAAAGCUGAAGUUUUGCGAAUCGUGCGUUCUUUGGCAAUCUUUCGACCUUCUCUUAUCGCUCUGCAAAUGCCGUUAACGGAAGAUGAUGAAGUGUUUGUCGAGAGAAGUAUCCAACGUACCAUUUUGGAAUUCGAGAAGUUAAUCUCUUUUUCCGGUACACCAACAGUGGUAUGGCGUAGAACGUGUGAAAUUGUUGUUGUGGGCAACGAGUUCAGCAUGUUAUCUCAAUGGUCGAAAGAAUACUUGAUGGGACGUUAUAUUUACGAAUUCUUCGAUAAGCCCAGUAUAUUGGAAUAUUGGGAAAAGUUUGCUUUGCAUGCAUUUGAGAAUACAGCCCAAUCAAUCAUGAUGCCCGUCACAUUGAAAACAUCAACAGGACAAACAACAAAGUGUGCAGCAUGCUUUUCCAUCAAACGUGAUAUUUUUGAUCUUCCUUCUUUGAUUGUGGGAAACUUUUUACCCAUUCUC
This is a messenger RNA of Meira miltonrushii, 858 nucleotides long. RefSeq lists its product as uncharacterized. NCBI's taxonomy places the organism in Eukaryota, Fungi, Basidiomycota, Exobasidiomycetes, Exobasidiales, Brachybasidiaceae. The record is from RefSeq and is a predicted model, not a curated record. Gene Ontology annotation, biological process: regulation of DNA-templated transcription; cellular response to starvation. Gene Ontology annotation, molecular function: zinc ion binding; DNA-binding transcription factor activity, RNA polymerase II-specific; RNA polymerase II transcription regulatory region sequence-specific DNA binding. The annotation marks the transcript as partial. Gene Ontology annotation, cellular component: nucleus. The transcript has 3 exons.